Arabis nemorensis is the source of this 858-nucleotide messenger RNA. Lineage: Eukaryota; Viridiplantae; Streptophyta; Magnoliopsida; Brassicales; Brassicaceae. The record is from the annotation of a GenBank genome assembly.
AUGAUGCGUUGCACGAAUAGAUCAAUCAGGUCGCAUAUAUUCGACGACCCGACUUUCGAAAUCCGAUACUUUUCUCGGGUCGGAUCCAAUCCUCCGUUCUUGGUCCGGCCUUCUUCUACUCCUCGUCAAUGGUCUCUUCUGCGUCGCAAAUCCCCUCACAACAAGUUUCGAUUCCUCGAUCAUCACUUAUCCGAUGAUCCAUCGUAUAAAACAACGAGCACCGCUUUCGCGGUUGAUCAGAUCGAUCGAACCACUCAAAGAUUCAUCAUCGUAUGCGUGAUCAAGCUCGUCUCGUUGUCAUACAUAAGGACGUAUCGAUUCAAGAUCAACGCAGGAGAUUCAUGGAGAUUAUCGAAAACAAGGAUUCCUUGCAGCGCAAGCGAGUUCAUGAAACCUGUUUACUUGGACGGAACUUUUCACUGGCUGAAAGAAGACGGAAGAAGCAUCAUAGCUUUCAAUCACGAAACAGAGCAAGCACGGCGGAUUCCGAUCAAGUUUCAUCGGAAACGGGAUACGAAACUCUUGCUCGGGGCCUCCGAUGACCACCAACUAACAUUGAUAUCGGCGAGGGAGGAAGAAGCGAUUUCUGUUUUUGCCCUAGAGAAUAAUAGUCUCACCGAUCCUAAAUGGAUCCUCGUAAGGCUGAUCGAAUUCGAGGCCGUGCAACAAAGUAAACAGUUGUACUGGAACGUGGAGGUUUUCGACGGCAAGUGUUUACUAGUGAGGACGAUGAAGGACCAAGACAAUGACACAUUGGUUCAUGGCUACGAUUUGAGAGCGAACAAGUGGGAAGUCGUGGGUUUGAUUCCAGGGUGGUGCGAUGCGAAUCGAGACUUUUAUCAGUUUAAGCCGUCAUGA